AGUUGGCGUUGAGCAAUCCUUCCCCUUGUUCCCCCCCCACAAUCAUUUUUAACAUUUGGCGUAAUCGGUGGCUAACACAAAGAUUUUCCAACACUUUACAAUAUUGUUGGAACAAUUUUGCUAAAUUUGCCGUUGCUUGCGGUCAAAAUUAAUUCUUUUAUCGCUUCCACGUCACUCUGCUGACCAUGGGCCUCAAACGCUUCGUUUCCUCAAUGCUGCGCAGUGCCCCGCUGCGAUCAUCCAAAGCCGGGGAGCUGGCCACCGGCUAUCCCUCUGUGUUCAACGAGGACGGAAUGUGGAAUGCUAAGAUGCUACGGCAGGUGCAAGGUACGACUGCAAAUGUCCCAAUGAAGCUUCAAGGACUUGCUGUGAAGCAGCAGCAAUCCGAGCACAUUGAUGACGCCCCCUAUCGACUUCCCCGCAAGCGCUGCUGGCUGACACAACGCAAGGAUCCCAAAUUACUGGAGAAAAAAUAAAGAAAAUAAUGUCAUUAGAUGUGUUUUUACAAACACUCCGCUGUAUAAAGUUAAUUAUAUUCUCUUAUUUAACUAA
This is a messenger RNA of Drosophila kikkawai, 552 nucleotides long. RefSeq lists its product as uncharacterized. The record is from RefSeq and is a predicted model, not a curated record. NCBI's taxonomy places the organism in Eukaryota, Metazoa, Arthropoda, Insecta, Diptera, Drosophilidae.